GGCUAACGUCCACUUUCGCACACGCAACAAACAACGACCAUGAGCGCGACUAAAUAUGCGAACCUACCGGAUAUCGAUACCGCACCAGAUAUCUACGAAACUGAUGAUGUGUUCCCGACAACGCAAGCCAAGCAAGGCGAGUCUAGCGACGAGGAAUCCGGUCUCCCCACGCGUCACUCGAAUCGCGGAAAGAACGCGGAGGUUCCGAGUAAAGAAGAGCUUGACAGCAGCAGUUUGAUAGGCGCUGAUGAGGCGAGUAAGAAAUUCAGGCGAGCUGAGCGGAGAAGUACCCGAGACCGCUCCUUGUACAAGUAUCCAUCUACGCGGAGCGAGUCGCCAUCACCCAGCCAUCCACCUUCGUUAGCUGUCCGCCUUCGCUUGCUUCAGGCCGAAUUGGCGUCUUUGGAGACAGAACUUUCGGAUCCUUCGAAUUCAACUGUGCAAACCGAGGAGGGACAUGUUGAUCCCGGGGAACUCAUCCAGAGCUUGGUCGAUGUGAAGAGUAGGUUGGAGAAGUUCAAUACGAAGCAGGACGGGAGGUCGAAAUUGGUGAAGGAGGUCCUGAAGGAGGAGCCCGAAAAGUUCGAAGACAAGGAAGGCGAAGUAAACAGUUCAUCACAGAAGGAGGGCGAGGAUGAGGGUAAAUCGAAGUCUGAGGUACAGGACUUGGCUGGGAUAGAUCGUCGGCUAGGAGAGAUUGAGAAGCUCGUUGGAUCUGCGAGUACUUCAUUAGAUGAGGCUUCGCCCAUGCCCCCGCCCCUUCUUCCCCUCAUCACGCGGCUCAACACGCAACUCACCGUCCUGACACAACCUCGCCACCUUGAUAACAUCUCGCGUCGCCUCAAACUCCUUCUCACAGAUCUCGACCGCGCUUCAUCCACAAACCACCAGCGCAAGACGUCCCAUCACGCCGACUCCUCUUCGGGUGCAGCACCCCCUCCUUCGGCUCUACAAGAACAAAUCACUCCACUUCUCACUCGUCUCGUCCCAAGUCUUCCUCACAUCCCCCAUAUCCUAACAAGGCUGCGUACGCUGUCGACAUUGCAUACCCAGGCUGCUGAGUUCCAAACCACACUGGAAGGGCUGGAAGAGGACGAAAAGAAGGUCAGUGAGGCGUUGGAAGAGCUCGGAAAGGCGGUGGAUGAUAUGGAGAAGAGUUUGGAGGACAAUGGAACCUUGGUCAAGGGCAAUGUGAACUCGUUGGAGGGACGGAUAGAUGCUCUGCUCGGUCGGCUGGAGCAGGUGAGCAUGUAGAGGUGGGCAUGUUCUGUUACGACGUCUCCCUUUCAUGUUACUUUCCUUCGGCGUAAUGAU
Molecule: messenger RNA, 1314 nt
Organism: Stereum hirsutum FP-91666 SS1
Lineage: Eukaryota; Fungi; Basidiomycota; Agaricomycetes; Russulales; Stereaceae
Exons: 5
Coding region: 40-1254 (404 amino acids)
Biological process (GO): mitotic spindle organization
Cellular component (GO): dynactin complex; cytoplasm
Source: RefSeq, a predicted model, not a curated record